AUGACGGAGCACAACGAAAAGCCCCAGGACGACCUGUCCAAUGAAACCCACACCGAUCCCUCGAAUAAGACAGAGGGUAGCAGCGAACGAUCUCACGCGCCGGAAACGCCAAAGAAGACGAACACCGCGCAGACGCAAAAGGGUCCAGAGGGUGGUUUCGACGACACUCCGCUCCUCAAACAACCCCCAGGAUACACGGUCAAGAUCACAUUCCACCGCGCCACGAACCUCCCCCUCGCAGACAUCAAUACCCUCUCUGCCGAUCCCUUUAUCCUCGCCGAACUGAAGACCGACCUCCCUACAAGACAUAAAGAAGACCCGCCUCUACAAUUGCGAACGCGGACCAUCCGCCAGAGCACGGAUCCCGAAUGGCAUACUGAAUGGAUAAUAGCGAACGUUCCCGCGUCUGGAUUCAGACUGAAAUGUCGCAUAUACGACGAGGACCCUGCGGAUCACGAUGAUCGGCUUGGGAAUGUCCAUGUCAAUGUCUCCAACCUGAGUGAGAACUGGGCCGCUAUCCGAGGUCAGUCAUACCCGAUUAAGAAGCGCAUGGGAAGCAAACGCGCAUACUUGCUUCGAGCGAUAGCAGUUUGCUUUGGCAAGGUCGAGCAUAUGAGUGGGUCGUUGUUCGUGAGCGUCGAGGUCUUGGGGAAAACACCGGGCGACAACGGUUCGCGCGCCUACACAGAUGGACCUCUUUUCUGGAUAAGGCAUUACUCGCCGUUGCUCGGACGCCUACUGGGCCAGAAAGAGCCUACCGAGGGUGGUGUCUCCAGACGAACGGGCAAGCCGAAGCCAGAGAGAUACAAUUUCCAAGCCAAUCAAAUGCAGCUCAAAGGCCCUGUUCCAGAAGCCAUGUAUCAUCGCUAUGUCGAGUUCAAGCCUUUUGUCAAGGCCAUGUUCACUGCGAAGGGUGUCCGAGGCUAUAUUCUUUCCAAAACCCUGCAUCACCAACACGCGCGCGUCUACAACUUUGAUCAGAAAACCGAGUAUGAGUUCCUCCCGGAGCCCUGCGCAGACUUCACCAAGAAGUUCCUUGAGCUAUGCCAUUAUGAUCAGGGCGGUCGUAUCUUUACCUAUGUCCUUACGCUCGAUGCUCUCUUCCGUUUUACAGAAACCGGCAAAGAGUUCGGUAUCGACAUGUUAUCAAAGCACACCAUGCAUAGUGACGUUGCUGCCUACACUGCUUUCUCAGGCGAGUUCUUCAUUCGACGACUGAAGCACAGCCAUCGUGGUUUACCUGAAGAAGGUGCCAAUAAUCCAACGCAUCCGCCAGAUGAGAUAUCUGGUGGCCCACCCAAGGAGGAACCCAAGACUGAUCCAAGUUAUUAUGAACUGAUCAUUGACAACGAUUCUGGAACCUAUCGGCCAAAUUGCGAAUUGCUCCCGCAACUCAAGGAGUUCAUGGAAGCUAAUUUCCCUGGCUUGCGCGUCUUGACUCUAGACUCCCAGGGAGAAGCGGAGAAGAUGGCACAGAUGAAGAAGCAGCAACGAGAUCGCAAGAAGACGGAAGGCGAUCACAUUGUCUACAAGCAAAUGUCUAGGUCAAGUUCCAUGAGCAGCAGUGAUGAAGAAGACCUCGAUAGGAUGGAGGCAGAUGGUGAAAUGAAGCCAAGGCACCUUCGGCAUCACGUUAUGCGAGAGGCCGGAGCAAGGGCUGGAGCAGCGAAAGCCCAUCUGAGGGACUUCAGGCCUACUACUAACAACGAAGCGUGGCGCAAGCCAGGUCCAUCGGCCAAACCUGAUGAUGCAGCUGCAACAACACAAAAUAAAGCGGCAGAACAAACGCAACCCUCGGAAGCUACCGUACCAGGUUCUAAUGAGAAGACGAGCUAG
Aaosphaeria arxii CBS 175.79 is the source of this 1836-nucleotide messenger RNA. Its product is annotated as C2 domain-containing protein. Gene Ontology annotation, biological process: positive regulation of gene expression. The coding region runs from base 1 to 1836 and encodes 611 amino acids. Lineage: Eukaryota; Fungi; Ascomycota; Dothideomycetes; Pleosporales. The record is from RefSeq and is a predicted model, not a curated record. The transcript is spliced from 2 exons.